AUGCAGACUGUGUUUGACCGCAUAUCCUUCAGACCGGCAGUCAACCUGAGCAAUCCCACCAUUACAAACAUCUCCUUCACCCUGUAUGCUGUCCUGGGCGUGAAUGAGAAGACCCAGAUCCUCACUACUUUCCUGUGGUUGAGAUUGUACUGGCACCAUCAGUUCCUGGUUUGGGACUCUGAUGCUUGUGGCGGAGUCACCAGGAUUUCUCUGCCAGUCAAAGAGCUCUGGGUGCCUGACAUCAUCGUGUAUGAGUUCGUGGACGACGACGUGUCACAGCAAUGCCCCUACGUCUACGUCAACCACACAGGCCACAUCCGCUGGGACAGGAUGCUGCGCCUCGUCAGCGCCUGCAACCUGGAAAUCUUCAGCUUCCCCUUCGAUGUGCAGAACUGCUCGUUUACCUUCGGCUCCUACAUGCACACCAUAAAGGAUGUGAGGUUGACUCCAGCCCUGUCCUUUGAGGAGAUGUCAGGGAACUCGAAACAGUACCUGGAGGCUAGUGGGGAGUGGGAGCUGGUCAACAUCUAUGGAGAGACGUCUGUCCUCAAGUUUGGCAUCGACGAAUGGGACAUCAUCACUUUCUGGCCCGCUAAAACAGGGAUAUCUGCUGUCUCUCUGCUCUCCAAUAUGUAUCCUAAUACAUCUGCUGUACUUGCUUCAUCUCCCCACCAGGUGGUGAUAAAGCGAAGGCCAGUGCUCUACGUGGUCAACCUGCUCAUCCCCAGUUCCUUCCUCAUGCUCAUCGACAUCCUCUCCUUCUACCUGCCCCCUCACAGCGUGGACCGCGCCUCCUUCAAGAUGACCCUUAUUUUGGGCUACACCGUCUUCCUGCUCAUCAUGAACGACCUGCUGCCCAGCACGGCCAACGGCACCCCCCUCAUAGGAAUUUACUUUUCAGUGUGUCUGGCUCUCAUGGUCAUCAGCCUGUUGGAGACAGUCAUCAUCACUAAUGUGCUCCAUUCCAACUCCAAGAAGUACCGCGAGGUGCCCCACUGGGUUCGUGUGGUCAUUCUGAAGCACAUCGCCCGUAUGAUCUGCUACCAGUGGCCCGAGGAGCUUGUUCAACCCUCAGCCUCCAGAGGAUCCACCCAGGAUGACAAGACAGACAGACCAAACCCCACAAGCCCUCCCUGGGUCCUUGCACCAGCCAACCCUGUGCACAUCCCUGCCCAGCACACUACAAGCACCAUUGGUCCUGGGGUGGUGUCCUCUGUGCCUGAGCUGCGUCAGAUCUGCCAGGACCUGAGUGACUUGCGUGCCCAUCUAACGUCGAUGCAGAAGGAGGGCGUGCUUCAGGAACAGUGGUGCCACGUAGGCUACGUACUGGACUUCCUGCUCUUCCGUAUCUACCUCCUCCUCAUCUCAUGCUACGCCAUGGUCAUUAUCUGUAUGUGGUGCAUCUGGAUCAACCAAUGAGAGACCAAAAGGGUGCAUUUGUUUUAACUUGCCCAUUCCAUUGGUCUGAAAGUGACAUCUCAGAUCACCUCAGUGGGGCGAACUAAAACAAAUGCACCCAGAGAGAGAAGAAAGAAGGGGG
Molecule: messenger RNA, 1540 nt
Organism: Oncorhynchus tshawytscha (Chinook salmon)
Lineage: Eukaryota; Metazoa; Chordata; Actinopteri; Salmoniformes; Salmonidae
Product: 5-hydroxytryptamine receptor 3A
Exons: 8
Coding region: 1-1419 (472 amino acids)
Biological process (GO): nervous system process; signal transduction; regulation of membrane potential
Cellular component (GO): neuron projection; synapse; postsynaptic membrane
Molecular function (GO): transmembrane signaling receptor activity; extracellular ligand-gated monoatomic ion channel activity; neurotransmitter receptor activity
Source: RefSeq, a predicted model, not a curated record